Molecule: messenger RNA, 1201 nt
Organism: Hippopotamus amphibius kiboko
Lineage: Eukaryota; Metazoa; Chordata; Mammalia; Artiodactyla; Hippopotamidae
Gene: CDO1
Product: cysteine dioxygenase type 1
Exons: 5
Coding region: 231-833 (200 amino acids)
Biological process (GO): L-cysteine catabolic process
Molecular function (GO): cysteine dioxygenase activity; ferrous iron binding
Source: RefSeq, a predicted model, not a curated record
CGGGGAGGCUGAACCUAGCAGGUUUGGUCCCGAUUUGUGCGUGCGCGGCGUUACCCAGAUCAGCCACUGCGGGUAUCUUGAGGGUUUCUUCACGCUGUGGCACUCGUGCAUUUGGGCGCUUUGUGUCUGUGUGUAACUGUCUAGCUAGCAGCUAGGGAACUCAUCCCCGGCUCGCUCAGCUCCUCCAUCGCAGCCCAGCAGGGAGACCCGCGCCGCCAGUUCCGCAAGGGAUGGAGCGGACCGAGGUGCUAAAGCCACGCACCCUGGCGGAUCUGAUCCGCAUCCUGCACCAGCUCUUUGCCGGCGAGGAGGUCAAUGUGGAGGAGGUGCAGGCCGUCCUGGAAGCCUACGAGAGCAACCCCGCCGAGUGGGCGGUGUACGCCAAGUUUGACCAGUACAGAUAUACCCGAAAUCUUGUGGAUCAAGGAAAUGGAAAAUUUAAUCUCAUGAUUCUGUGUUGGGGUGAAGGACACGGCAGCAGUAUCCAUGAUCACACCGACUCCCACUGCUUUCUGAAGAUGCUGCAGGGAAAUCUAAAGGAGACAUUAUUUGCGUGGCCUGACAAAAAAUCCAAUGAGAUGAUCAAGAAGUCUGAAAGAAUCUUGAGGGAAAACCAGUGUGCCUACAUCAACGAUUCCAUUGGCUUACAUCGAGUAGAGAAUAUUAGCCACACAGAACCUGCCAUGAGCCUUCACUUGUACAGUCCGCCUUUUGAUACGUGCCAUGCCUUUGAUCAAAGAACAGGACAUAAAAGCAAAGUCACCAUGACAUUCCAUAGCAAAUUUGGAAUCAGGACUCCAUUUACAGCUUCAGGAUCACUGGAGAACAACUAAGGAGCACCAGACCCUCUGAGGUUUUACUUUAAGGUCCGGUGAAAGUUUUGCCUUGGACAGGAAGGCCUCCUACCAUUUGCUGUCCGGUAAUAUACUUUACAAGGCAAAUACUUAGAUCGACCAUAAGGCAGAUGCUAAUUAUAAGGCAUUAAGUAAGCAAAUAGUGCCCUGAGCUACUUAGAGAAGAAAAAAAUCCCACUAAAGAUAAAAAGGCUUGUGAUUUUCAAGGCCAAAUCAAGUGCUCCACUUGUUUUGCCCUCUAAACCCAUUGGAACUAUGCUGGGAAUGUCAGUGAAGGUCUUUAUAAUUUUUGGAAACCCUUUGGUCUCUGAACUGUAAUUAGCAAUAAAUAAAAACAAGACAUCAAA